CCAGGGUCGGGUUGGCAAGUUGAAACCACGGGGGUGUAGGAUUACCCAAAACCCUAGUGCCCGUCCUCCUAGAACCCCAGGAUUAUCCGAAGCCAUGUCGAUUACCCUCUCAACAUUCCGAUCUCCGAACAUAUUUUUCAAAAACCCCAUAAAACUCUCCUCACAUCCCCCACUGUUCAAUCGGCCUCAUCACAGUAACCAAGCUCCAUUUGACUCUUUUCAACCCAGAACAAGCAUAUUGAGACUUAGAAAUGCGCACAAAUUUCCUGGCCUUCUCUCAACGAAUCUUGGACUUUCAGUGACUAAGAAUCAUGGCUUUUUGGCUAAAGCUGAAAACGGGGGAGAAGGGACACAAAAUGUGGCGAAUGAAGUUGAGAUUGAGUCGCGCGGAGAGAGCUCUAUGCCGGAGAGGUUCAGGUCUUUGACAAAGGAAGCUCCUGAUAAGCCUGUGAGGUGGCCUUUUUUAAUAGGUCAUACUUUGUAAGGAAGGUGAUGCAGUCAAGGUAUGCGUUACUUCAGAAGAAGUUAGAUGUUAUGAGGUGUUUUUUACUUUUUUCUACAUUACCUUUCUUUGCAAGCCUUAGAAAAUACGGUCAUGAUGUGGCCUCUCUUUAUUUCAGUAUUGGCCUUCCUUCUCUAUGCCUGGAGGGCUGUCUUGUGGGAGCUGUCCAUUUGGAAAGGGAUUGUGAUGGGUUUCUUCCGGUUUAUAGGAACUAUGAUGAAAUUUGCUUUGGCCAAUGUCCUCUACUACAUAUUACAUCCAGUCACUGCCUCCCUUAGAUUUGUUGAGACAAUACUUCACAUCAUUCGAACUUUCUACUCAGGGGUAAUCAAACAGGCUCCUAUUCAAGAGCUAACAAAAAUGAUCAUUUUGGCAUCUUUAAUACUUGCUAUUGCCGAGGCGACUGUUCCAGAUUCCGUGAACAGCCAGCCUUAUCUUCUGACAGUCGCUGGUUUUAUUGGAUUUGUUGCUGCAAAAGGUUACAUUUCCGAGCUUUUCUUUUGGACAGUUCUGCUAGGCUUGUUUAGCUUUGGUCGGUGGGUUAAAAAGAGAGAUUAUGUGUCUUCCGCAUUGCCAGUUGCAGCUGUAUUAGCUGCAGUUGGAGAGCCGUGGAUUCAAGCACUAGUAAUGAUUUCAUAUACCUCUCUGGCUAUUGUUCAACACUCGAGGGAACCUGCAGAUGGGAAGGAAGUCGAAGCCACCAACGAAGUUAUAAGGGCUCCAUUUCCUCUGCUAUGCGUUGCAUUGGCAAUCGGUAUGCGACUUGCUGCAAGUUGGGCUGGAUAUCGGCAUUUGACUUGGAUGAUCGUUUGACAACCUAGCAAACUUUCCUUGAAUCAAGUAUACUUACCUUUUGGCUUGUACAGUCUCUUAGGAUUGCUGAAGUUUUUAUGAGUCUGGCAUGGAUAUUUCCAGCAUAAUUAAAUUUUGCUCUGUAAUUCAGUUUCUUUCCUUAGUUUUUGUUCCGUUACUUGCUCUGGAUAUUAUGGCUUUCUUCAGUUCAAUCUGGAGUGCAGAUCAAACAGUAAAUUCUAUAAUGGCAAACAUUUUCUUUCUUUUA
Ipomoea nil (Japanese morning glory) is the source of this 1562-nucleotide messenger RNA. RefSeq lists its product as uncharacterized. Lineage: Eukaryota; Viridiplantae; Streptophyta; Magnoliopsida; Solanales; Convolvulaceae. The transcript is spliced from 4 exons. Bases 596 to 1315 code for a protein of 239 amino acids. The record is from RefSeq and is a predicted model, not a curated record.